Messenger RNA from Drosophila kikkawai, 1331 nucleotides. RefSeq names its product borealin-related (gene borr). The record is from RefSeq and is a predicted model, not a curated record. Gene Ontology annotation, biological process: mitotic sister chromatid segregation. Lineage: Eukaryota; Metazoa; Arthropoda; Insecta; Diptera; Drosophilidae. Gene Ontology annotation, cellular component: chromosome passenger complex; spindle midzone; chromosome, centromeric region.
UAUACCAGCCUCUGGUCACACCGACAGAUGACGCUCAAAUUUAAGCGGAAAACUCGAAAAAAAGCAACAAAAAUCAGACGCUACCACAAAAACAAGGCAAUAUCCAUUUAAAUAUCUGACCUAAAUCGAGAAACUCAUAGUUACCGCCGCCGCCAAGAUGCCGCGCACCAAGAUACCAAAGAACUCGAAGCGCAACCGCGAUGUGGCCAACCGCGAGGAGAAGGUGCGUCUGUACGAACUGAAAAUGGACUCGCGCCUGAUCAGCAUCGACUCCCUGGAGUCCAAGUACCUGGCCGCCGUCGACAGCCAGGUGAAGACGCUGCUCAGCCAGGUGCAGCGGGAACUGGGCGGCAUGAAAGUGCCCGAGAUGCUGCAACUGUUUGCCGAGCUGGACCACUUCAGUGACUUCAAGGCCAGCGAUCAGACGCAGCUGCUUGCCUCCAUGUCUAUGAGCUCCAAUACCACCGAUGGACAUGCCGCCGUAGCCACCACCGCCGUUGGAAGUCGCUAUGAUGAAGGCUACCUUACAGAGGACAGCAGCCUCGGGGCUAGCGGUGGCAGUAGCCUGGCCCCCCUAACCGGCUCGCUGCUGCGCUCAACGAAGGCCAUGCGUACGCCCGGACCCCUGCACUCGGCCAGGGCUCGCCGUGCACGCCGUAGUCAAUCCGCUUGUGGGGAUCUCAAUAUCCUCCAUUCGGCGAAGCCGCCGCCAAUUUCCAGCGCGGCAACAGGAACUCGUCAUUCACGCAGCAAAAUGCGUACACCGAUGGCUUCGCGCACAAAGGCCUUCAGUGCCGAUCGCACACCACUCGCGCAGAAGCAAAUGCGCGCGGGAUCGCCUACGACUCCGCCAAUGGCAUUCCUACGCUAUCCAAAGCCCGGCGAGGUGGCACUCUCCAAGUUCGGUAGCCCCAUGGUGGCUCAAGUGAUGCCAGACAAGUUCGCCAAUGUGAACAUACCCAUCCGGAACGGAGUGCUCAACCUGAGGCCCAAGAAACUGGAUGCCGGCGAGGUCGAGCUGAAUCUGUUGGAGAAUCUGGACGAGGACACCUAUAACCAAAUAAAAACGCUGCACGAGAAUUUGCAAAUGAUUGUGAAUAAGGCCAGCCAGGCGGGAUUCAAAUAGUUGCCAAUUUUAAAUCCGUACUCCUAGGAUAUAACUCUAUAUCAUAUAUAUACAUUAUUUUAGUAUGUUUCGUUUAAGUUCAGUUUUGCAUAUUUCUCGUUUAGUUCAAGUGUAUUUUCGUUUAUUCAUAUAUUCCCAUGUACUUUCUGUAUGCCAUAAGAUUUUUUAAUACAAGUUUAAAAUACAAUGUUUCAUUAAUGUGACA